UUGAGGUUAAUGAAUCAGUAUUAUGUCUACAAAGCUCACCCAGUACGGUUUACUCUAUUAACAGUUAGUACAUGGUUAUGCUUACAAUGUUUAUGUCAUAUCUAUAUAGUCCAUUCAUUCGUGAUGCAAGAUGUUGGAAAUAAUCUUGGCGUGCGUGCAGCCAAGUUGUCGCGUGGAGCCGGCAACUGAAGCAGCGAGCCGUGCCCUUGUGGCCGGAUCUUGCGGCUGCCAAGGUCGUGGGCUGUUUGUUGGCUGCAUGCAUGGUUGUUAGCUGCAUGUGUGUGUGCUAGCUGACUCGUGCGUUUGUGGACUUAGUUAGUGCAUCCGUGGGUUAGUUGGUUAGCGUGUGAGUGCAUGUGUACAUGGAGGUACUCCCUCCGAUCCAUAUUACUUGUCGCUCAAACGGAUGUAUCUAGACGUAUUUUAGUGCUACAUACAUCCAUUUGAGUGACAAGUAAUAUGGAUCGGAGGGAGUAGUAGGCGAGUCUGUAGCCUCUAUGUUCAGUGCUGUGCCUGUGCGUGUAGGUGGCAGUGCCAAGAGACGGCGAGUGGCUGUGAGGGCGGCUAGGAGUCAGAAAAGGUAGUCGCGUGUGUAGCAUGACUAAGAGUUGGUGUGAGUCGCCAUGUACUUGUGAAUCGUGUGAGUCGUGAAUACAAGAAAAACGUUGGCGUUUGUCGCCGCAGGCGUUCGUCGCUGAAUAAUGAGUUCGUGUCGAGUUUGUCUUUUCCAUCCGGUGUUCGAGUCGCCGGAGGCACAGCUCAGCGUUCGCCGCGGAGGCUGUUCGGCGUAUGUCGCCAGAGGCAACUCCAACAUAAGAGCUUUCAAUGUCAUGUUUAUGCUCACAAUCAUUCAUGAUGUGUUCCGUUCCUUAAAUAAUUUAUCUACUGAGCAAAAUGUAUUGUUUGCUUGUUGCUGUAACCAAGCAUCCCAUCUUUUGACCAUUCGAUGGUUCAGUUUCUCAGUUUGGGUAUAUAUAAGUCAUAAGAGUGCAUUCGUUGAAACCCCUCGCCCUCUCAUCCUAGCCAUUCCUUUUUUUUUCUGCAACUAAAAUUCUCAAUAUUGUUCAUCACAAUUCUUUCAUUUCUGUCCUAGCUAGAAGCAUUACUUCAAUUUCAACUAUCAUUGGUGUUUUCACUCAUUUUUUUGCUUUCAUAUCUAGUUUAUGAUUAAUCUUUUUCUAGCCAUCAACAAAAAGAACUGGUCUUUCCCCUCUUAAUCCUUGUUCUUUCGCAUAUACGAAAAUAGUCUUUGUUUGUAGUGAUUAAUAAAAAAUAAGAAAAAUUUAUCCCCUUUGCUAUUCAUCAUUAGGAAUACAUAAAGUCCAUUUCUGUUUUCCCUGUUAAUUGUUGUUCUUUCGCUGAUCCAAAAUAGUGCUUGUUUCUAAUGAUCAAUACAGAAAAAAAAGAUUGCUUAUUCCACUUACCAUUAUAAUAUUGCUCUUGCACAUCUAUAGUACAAUUCUAUUUUCAGCGAGUAAUCAUUAUUUUGAAAAAUCAUCUCUGUUUCCCUUUACUACUGUUAUUUCAUAUCUGCAGCUACUCUUUUUAUCUAGCUUUUCAUUUUUUCUAUUGUGUUCUUGCAUCUAGACUUAAUUUCUUUUUCCACUGAUCAAUACAAAAGAAAAUCAUUGGCUUCUUCCAUUUGUUGUUUCUUCAUGUUUAAUUUGCUUGCUUUUCUAGAUAUCAAUGCCAAUGAAAAUACCAAAAAGAUUGUUGAUUUUUUCCUUUAGUGAGAGUUUUUCAAGUAAAUCCAGUUGAUCAGAUCGAUCAUCUCUUGACAUUCAUACUAUAGACAUACAGUGCCACAUUCUACCAACAAGGUACUUUUGCUGUUAUUUUUUUCUUGGCUGUAUAACAGCUAAAAAUGUCAACUGCUUAUGUUUUCUCAGGACCGUGGAAGGAAAUUAGGUGCAGCUAUCAAGCCAAGUUUAAGAGAAUUAAUAUUUGUUUGCCAGCCUUCAGUUUAAGAGUUACUGAACAUUGUUUCUUGGUGAUCUAAGAUCCUGCAUGUGACAAGUUGUUCCCGGUUUCAAAGCUUCUCAGAAGGCCAGCCCAGAGCUGAGAGGUCAAUUUGUGCAAACUAGCAAGUUUGUUACACUACUGAACAUAAGUCAUGGAAUCAUCUUCAUGGGAAAAAUGGCCCGAUCAUGUACGGGAUAAAUGGCGUGAUGAUCUGAGAGAUAUAGAUUUUUGGUUUAAUGGAUACCGUAAAACGGAGGCAUACAUUGUCUUGGUGUAUCAACCGUUCUUAGGUCCAAAUGUUUGUUGGAAUGUUGGCGUGGGGCCCAUGGCUUCAUUCACACGAGCCAUGUCAGGCGUGGGUGUGCAGCAAAUCCAUAAGUACCAUAGAGAAUUCAAACCCGUGAUAAAGGUGGAUCUGAAGCCCACGCCAACGGCAGAGGAAGCCCAAGGAAGAGGCUUCAUGAGCACCAAGUACCAGCUGGCCCUCGCUGCAGCAAAGGAGCUUGGCCUGCUCGACCAACGAUACAACUGGCUCAAGGAAAAGCGGGAUGAGCUACAGUACUACACCUGCGGGUCCUAUGAUGAUGCUACCUCCGCAGAUUUGGCGUGGCACGUGCGGUACAAGAUAGUUCCUCAGAUCAUCAAACAGUUGGCAGCCGAGAGGUACUUGCUAGUGGCUGAGAACCUCCAAGGGCCAAUUGAGCCUGGCAGUUUUACACGGGAUUGCGGGCUUCCUCUGCUCGAGUGGGCAAAUUCUCGUUGGCUCAUCUCGACCACUUCUCAUGAUGCCUACAACAAGAGCAAGUCAGAAGGCGAUCAAGUUAUAUCCAUUGACAAAGAUGAAGAUGUUGUGGUGCUUAUCCUCUUUGCAAUGCAUCAAUCAGCAGAGCACAUACACGGUGCGAUGCGUCAAAAAAGCAAGCAGUACUGGCAUUGCAUAGCCCUCCAAUGCUUCCACUACGCCAUGGCAGUGUUUGGCAAACAUUCACAUGUUGCAUCUAUUACCUCGGACGAGCUCAUCCACCACUGGGCCGCCCAGGGCAUCUUGCCAUAUAUGGCCAUCGAGGAAGAAGAAGAAACCAGCACCAUCAACACCAAGUUUUCAAAUAUGCAUCGAAUUGGAAGGGUCAUCCUCGAAGCAUUCCAUAAGUACUCUUUGUUGCAGCUACCCUUUUCUCCUGCAACUGAAGCUUAUGAAGCCUCCAAUACCGGCGCACAAUUCUUUGCAUACCAUGGCCUCAUUGCAGAAGACAUCACAGUUGAUGAACUACUUGAUGAGAAGAAGAAAUGGAUUUCAUUCGCCAGUGACCAUGGAUGCCAUGUAAGCCGAGAAUGGUGGAACCCAGAGGGAACAAGGGGCACAACUACACUUAUCCUAAGAGGCUGCUCAGAUCAAUCACUCAUUCUUUCCAAGCUAGACCAUUUCUUGCCAGAACUUUGUUUUCUUCUUGUUCUUGAUCUGUCCUACACUCCAAUAAAAGCACUCCCUUCUUCCAUUGGUUAUCUACAGAACCUUCGGUUGCUCUCACUUAGAGGUUGCCAUGAUCUGAAAACUCUUUCCAAUUCAUCCACAACAAAUGCCACAAACUCAUCAACAAAUAUUAGUUCAUCGUCACCAUUGUCCACUCUAUACAAGCUAGAAAUUCUUGAUAUGAAUGGUGUUCCUGUUUCUCAUCUGACACAAGAUGUGGCCAACCAAAAGAGCAAUCUGAUUUAUCUCGACAUGUCCUAUUCGAAAAUAACUACUUUCUCUCCCACUUUUUUUGAGGACAUGUCAAAUCUGGAGGAGCUUAUUAUGACAAGCUGCUCUAACCUUGUGGAGCUACCUCCUUCAAUGGCUUCUCUAUCCAGCCUAACGACCCUUGAGGUCACAGGGACUCAAAUAAAAUACUUCCCGCAGAAGAUAUUUGAAGAAAAUAUGCAGAAGCUACGGUCUUUGAAGCUCAUUGACAACAAGGAAUUGAUUUCACUCACAGGACCAAUCUCUAGGGUCAAAGGAAUCAAAUUGGAAGGGCAUCCUAGCAUUGUAUCGUUCAUGUUGAUCGGCACACCUCAUAUAAGGUGUUUGUCCUUGCAUGGAUGUAGAAAACUUGAGUCUAUCGAGAUCAAGAAUCUUGCUGCCUUGGAGGAGGUUGAUUUGUCCGGUACAGCUAUUAAGGAGCUCUCUGCCGACAUCCCUAAUCUUCCCCAGCUUAGGAGAUUACUCCUCGUGGGUGUUCCUUCCCUGCGGCGAUUUCCUUGGCAUGAGCUGGAGCGACUCCCGGAUGUGUUUUACUUGGAUCAUUGUCCAGAAGGAAAUGACAAUUAUUCUAAUCAAGUUACCCAAGUGUGUGUAACUGACCCCAGGUUCUUCCAUAGCUUCCGUAACACUGCUUUGAAUUCAGUAAGAGAUGGACGGUUUUUCCAAUCAUUCUAUAUUCAAGUCGCACCAUGCAUUACCAAUAGAAGGCAAGUACAAGAUGAAGAAGGCAUGCUAGAUAGCAAGUUGGAGGAGUUGCUGCGGAAUCAGUCAACAUAUGUGGAUGUAUUUAGCAGCUAUUUUGCAAAGAAAAUUGCACUUGCAUCACCCCUGACAGUUCCUCUUCACCGGACUGAGCGCCAUGUAGAAUAUAUGUCACUGUCACUGACAACAUAUAUGGCACAAACGAAGCUCACAUGGAUGCAAGAGACACAUACGGGUUUAGGCGGUCUUCUAAACGUCACGAAAUCAGUGUCAGUGACAUAUGACACUUCUAUCUACACAUUUAAUGACCUGAGCGACUUCAUCGAGCUAGAAGAAUGUGAGCUUCGUUUGUGCCAUAAAAUGAAAGAAGUUGUAUCUUACACUCAAGGCUUGAAAAAACUACGCAAUAUGCAUGUCUGUAGUCUCAAAAGGCUAGUUUCGUUCUGUUCACCGUAUAGUUCUUGUGACUUCAGUAGUCUAGAGCACCUGCACUUAGAGGACUGCCCAAGAUUGGAGCACGUGGUGCCACAUACAGCAACGCUGCCAUGCCUCAAGACACUUGACAUAUUAUUCUGCUACAAACUCAAGACAAUUUUCAUCACCCAUCGCUCGCAAGGUAAUACUUAUCAGCUCCCAAGCCUCCAAAGGAUACGUCUCCAGGAGCUGCCACUGCUUCAGCACUUCCAUGACAAGGACGCCACCAUGACAGCACCGAUGUGGAAGGAGCUACACAUCCGAGGGUGCUGGAGCCUCCGACGCCUCCCGCGCCUACAAGGACGCGAGCCGGGGAUGGUGAAGGUCAACGGUGAGAGGAGCUGGUGGAGCAAGCUGCAGUGGGGCUCAACCCUGCACCGCGACAGCUACGACCCCAAGCUUCCCCUGGAGUUCGCCUCCUUCGAUGAGUCUGCCGAGAUGAGCACCUACCUUAGAUGAAUCAACGCUCCAUCCAUCUAUCAGUUGGUGUUCCACCAUACGUCCGCAUCAGCGCCGCAUUACAGAAUACAGUUAUCCCUUGUUACAGUUAAUGUAUAUAUCAGAACAACCCUGCUGUGCAAGAUGAUACUUAUAGUCUCCAGGUGCUUCCAUUGCUCCAUCACAGUGCCGGUGUUGAAGGACCUCCACGUCUAAGAGUGUUGGAGCCUACGAUGCCUCCUGUGCCUGCCCAAUUAACAGUGUUCCACCAUACACCAUAGAGUGCCUUCCUCAACAUUACCUUGUUAAGAAUGUUCCAUCAUACAUCCAUACCAUAGUGUCCAUCCAUAACAUACAUGCCACCCACGUGCAUACCCCUUCCUCCGUAUACACUUGCAUGCCAUCUAUAUGAGUUAAUUUAGAGUUUUUUUCAAAUAAAAGUCUAAUUUCCCUGGUUAUUGUCGACCGCCACUUUGUCUCCCGUGGAAUUAGGUUUAGUUUUCCUUGUUCCAAAACAUUUUAUUCGAGUGUGUUGGUGAUGUAUGUGUAAGGUAUGUAAUGCUGGUGUUUAGCAUGCGAUAUGUUUAAUUAUCAAGUGUGUCUCUGGACUUUAAGUGGCUUGUAUAUUUCUGUAUUUCAGACGUUGUGUUUUACUACAAGUGUGUUGUACUAGCAUCGCUGGUUUUAUUUGUCAAGAUCCAUUUCAAUGUAUGA
Messenger RNA from Triticum aestivum (bread wheat), 6031 nucleotides. RefSeq lists its product as uncharacterized. Gene Ontology annotation, molecular function: protein binding. Bases 2114 to 5338 code for a protein of 1074 amino acids. NCBI's taxonomy places the organism in Eukaryota, Viridiplantae, Streptophyta, Magnoliopsida, Poales, Poaceae. The record is from RefSeq and is a predicted model, not a curated record. The transcript has 4 exons.